Molecule: messenger RNA, 1015 nt
Organism: Priapulus caudatus
Lineage: Eukaryota; Metazoa; Priapulida; Priapulimorpha; Priapulimorphida; Priapulidae
Product: putative IQ motif and ankyrin repeat domain-containing protein
Biological process (GO): regulation of barbed-end actin filament capping
Cellular component (GO): cytoplasm; nucleus
Molecular function (GO): protein binding
Source: RefSeq, a predicted model, not a curated record
AAAAGCUUGAAUAUGAGGCACUUAUGGAUAAGCUUGAGAAACAGGUAUAAAGGCAUAUUGUCAGUUGGUAGAAUGGGAGAGGGCUGAGGCAGAGAAAGAGAGAUGUAGAGAGCUGCAAGAAAUGAAGCAAAGAAAAGAAAAAUUGGCAAGAAAUAAGAGAAUACUAGAAGCAGCAUUUGAAGGAGAGAUUGAUGAGAUCAUGGCAGUUUUCAACGAGGUAAAAGAAUUGGACAAUGUCAAUGGAGUAGCAAAAGAUGCCAUUGGAAGAGCCACCAGAAAUCGCCACUUUCUUGCUGUUGUUAAUGCAGAAGAUCCAAAUGGUAACACCCCUCUGUCUGAAGCUGCAGCCGGUGGCCAGUCAGCCACUGUGAGGCUGCUGAUUGAUAAAGGUGCAAAUUUGAAUGCACAGGGAGCAUUUGCGAGAACACCACUUUACCGGGCAGCCUUCUCUGGGCACUUGGAUGUCUGUGAGGUGUUGCUACUGCAUGGAUCAGAUCCUAGAAUGUAUGCCAGUGAUGGGAGUACACCUGAACAGGUCGCCUCGACAGAACUGCUCGAACAGUUCUUCAGAAGUUGGGACAUAUCCGUGACUGAGAAACUUCUGGACAAUGCAUCGGCUGUCGCUGAGCGGAGGCAGAAAGAGGAGAAGGAUAUAAGAGAAACUGAGAAAACUCAGCUUGAAGAGUUGCUAGCGGAGGUGCAGAGUAAAUAUGACGCCAGGCACAGGGAGUUGAAUACAGCCUACUGCGAGUGGAACAAAAGGAUUCUAGAACAUGACAACUGUGUAGCUGCAGGAUCAGACAAGACACACAUCACUCUACAGGCGAUUCAAUUAGCUGAGCAGAAUCUUGAGGUGGUCAAGUUGGCAGCAAAAGACACAGAAGUGAUGCUUAUAGACACCAAAGCUAAACUGAGAGAUUUCAGGGAAUACAAUCAAGCAUGUGCUGCAGAAAAUGACGACCUGCCGGGAAUAAAAGUUAACAUAAGAGAGCUAGACGACGUUUUGCUGAAGGAC